Messenger RNA from Saccharomyces mikatae IFO 1815, 342 nucleotides. It is a transcript of the gene EAF6, whose product is annotated as Eaf6p. Bases 1 to 342 code for a protein of 113 amino acids. The record is from RefSeq and is a predicted model, not a curated record. Lineage: Eukaryota; Fungi; Ascomycota; Saccharomycetes; Saccharomycetales; Saccharomycetaceae. The transcript has a single exon. Gene Ontology annotation, cellular component: NuA4 histone acetyltransferase complex.
AUGACUGAUGAACUAAAACGUUAUGAAGCACUGAAAGCGGAACUAAAAAAGUCCCUUCAAGAUAGGAGACAACAGGAAGAUACGUUCGACAGCUUACAACAAGAAAUAUAUGAUAAGGAGACUGAAUAUUUUUCUCAUAAUAGCAACAACAAUCAUUCUGGACACGGUGGAUCUCACGGGUCAAAAUCGCACUAUUCCGGUAAUAUCAUAAAAGGGUUUGAUACCUUCUCCAAAUCACAUCAUAGCCAUGCAGAUUCUGCAUUUAAUAAUAAUGACCGUAUAUUCUCCUUAAGCAGCUCAACAUACGUGAAACAGCAGCACAGUCAAUCGCAGAAUGAUUAA